Megalops cyprinoides (Indo-Pacific tarpon) is the source of this 4442-nucleotide messenger RNA. RefSeq names its product sorting nexin-25-like. The transcript is spliced from 19 exons. Gene Ontology annotation, cellular component: early endosome membrane; intracellular membrane-bounded organelle. Lineage: Eukaryota; Metazoa; Chordata; Actinopteri; Elopiformes; Megalopidae. Bases 615 to 3515 code for a protein of 966 amino acids. The record is from RefSeq and is a predicted model, not a curated record. Gene Ontology annotation, molecular function: phosphatidylinositol binding.
AACAGGAAACUCCGGGAUUGAACUGGUUGCCUUUGACACACAGGUGUCAAACGCCUUGUUUGCUGGAAACUGAAGAAAAUUCAGUUACGCGUUAAAUGCUGUGCAAUUUUAUUUAAAUUUUCAUGUUUUUUUUAAACCUAACAAGUUACCGCAACUAGCUAACUAGUAGCUAGGUAGAUGUCUUGUUUGUCCGCUUCACUGAUUUAGCUAGCAAGGUAGCUGGCAGCUAGCUGCGUUUUUGGAUAUUGCUAACUAGCCAGCUAAUCUAGACAGCGAUCAACUCACCUGCGUGUCGCUAAAACGUUAUUCCUCGCCUGCCUUCGGGCAGGUCAUCGAUUCUAAAUUUUUAAGUACACCAGUUAAACGACUUUGUUGGGGCUAUGUGAACAGGAUAUGACUUAAUGUUUGUUUAAGUAGAUAUAAUGUUGCUCCAAGAGCACACGCGCACAGCAAGAGAAUUGUUUUUUUCUUGUUGGACUCAGCCUGAUCUUAUCCCACAGCGCGCACCGUUAGCUAGCUGCAAAACAACCGUAAUGAAUGAAAGGUCGGUCUAAUGCAAAAGGCGUAGAGUCCGUCCACUCGUCGGUUUUUUGGGACAUGUCCUUUUUAGCAGAAUGCAUCUUGGUGGCACCAGGAGCGGCAGCGCCGACGAUGCCUCCACGUCGAGCGCCGCGGCCGGUCAUCCCUCUUCCAGAUUCUUUCUGCCGGCCGUCGCACUCGGAGUCGGCACGGCGAUACUUUUCCAGUUCGGCGAUGGGGGAUUCACCGUGACAUCGUUUUUCCUGAAGCUUUUCAUUUACGUGUCGUUCGUCCUGAUCUGUUUCUUGCUGGGAUUUUUCGUUCUGCUCGCGAAGCAGAGUCCCCCCAGAACGAACAAGUUCGACACUUUCAGCGUUAGGUCAACGCAUUUAUUGGAUUUAUUUAGUAAAAUUAUGGGCCGCUUCUCCACGCCGCCGCCGGAGUCAAUGCAGUUGAGGAGAGUGGUGAUAUCGCACAACGUGGACAAAGCCCUGAAGGAAGUGUUCGACUACAGCUACAGGGACUACAUCCUGUCCUGGUACGUGGCUCUGAGCCGGGACGAGGGGCAGCUGUACCAGCUGCUGUCUGAGGACUUCUGGGAAGUGGCCAGGCAGCUGCGGAGUCGGCUGGCCAACGUGGAUGUGGUCACUGUGGUCUGCAAUGACAUCGUCAAGACCCUGCACGGACACUUCUGCGACCUGAAAGCCGCCAACACCAGGCACGAGGAGCCGCCCAAGCCCUUCCCCCUGCACCCGUGUCUGCGCAGCCCGGAGGAGGAGCUGCGCUUCCUGCGCUGCUGCGCCCGCCUGCUGCUGCUGUGCCUGCUGCCCGCGCGCGACGCCCGCUCCUACAGCCUGCGCGUGGUGCUGGCCGAGGUCUUCGCCACCAAAGUGCUGAAGCCGAUGGUGGAGGUGCUGAGCGACCCCGACUAUAUCAACCGCAUGCUGCUGUCCCAGCUGGAGCACCGCGAGCAGCUCAGCGAGCACCACAAGAAGGCCUACACCUACGCCCCGUCCUACGAGGAGUUCAUCAAGCUCAUCAGCAGCAGCUCCGACGUCGACUUCCUCAAACAGCUGAGGUACCAGAUUGUGGUGGAGAUCAUCCAGGCAACCACCAUCAGCAACCUGCCUCAGCUGAAGAAGCAGAAAGAUGGCAAAGGGAAGGAGACGGCGGCCAUGAAGGCAGACCUGCUGCGAGCGCGGAACAUGAAGCGCUACAUCAACCAGCUGACGGUGGCCAAGAAGCAGUGUGAGAAGAGGAUCCGGCUGCUGGGGGGGCCGGACUACGAGCAGCAGGAGGACGGGGGCGCGGACGAGGGCGACGGCCCGCAAAGCCAGAAGAUCCUUCAGUUCGAGGAGAUCAUGUCCAACCCUGCCUUCCGGGGCCACUUCCGGGCGUACAUGGAGAGGGUGGACAAGAGGGCCCUCAUCAGCUUCUGGGAGCUGGUGGAAACACUGAAGACCGCCAAUAAGAAUGAGGUCCCUCAGCUGGUGGGGGAGAUCUACCAGAACUUUUUUGUGGAGAGCCGGGAGAUCCCGGUGGAGAAGGCCCUGUACAAGGAGAUCCAGCAGACGCUGGUGGGGAACAAGGGCACGGACGUGUUCCACAAGAUCCAGGCGGACGUGUACGAGACCAUGAAAGAGCGCUACUACCCCUCCUUCCUGGUGAGCGACGUGUAUGAGCUCCUCAUCAAGAGGGAGGAGCAGCGCAACAGGUCCAAGUCCUGCGGGGAGGACAAGGACGAGAUGUGUCAGGCCAUCGAAAGCGGGGAGGAGGUGCUGGACGGGGGCAGCCACUGCAUCAACGUGCAGGCCAGCUACGCCGCCAACAAGCUGCACCAGCUCUACGACAAGCUGGAGUACAAGCGUCAAGCCCUGGGCUCCAUUCAGAACUCACCCAAGCCUGACAAGAAGAUCGUGUUCAAGCUGAAGGAGGAGAUCGGGGCGAUGGAGAAGGAGCACAGCGAGCUACAGCAGCACAUCUGCAGGACCGACUGGUGGUGCGAGAACCUGGGCAUGUGGAGGGCUGUGGUCAACAGCGGAGAGGCCAUAGAGGAGAACGGGGAACAGAUGCCGGUGUACUCCGUGUCCGUGAGCCUGCUGGAGGGGGACGACUCCAAAAACAACCACUGGAUGGUCUCCAGGAAGCUGAGCGAGUUCCAGGCGCUGCACAGGAAGCUGACAGAGUGUUUUCCAUCAUUGAAAAAAGUCCAGCUGCCCUCAGUCAGUAAACUGCCCUUCAAAUCCAUAGACCAAAAAUUCCUGGAGAAAUCCAAAAACCAGCUCAACACCUUCCUGCAGAAAAUGCUGACGGACGAGCGUCUGUGCCAGAGCGAGGCACUGUAUGCCUUUCUCAGCCCCUCCCCCGAGCACCUCAAGGUCAUCGACAUCCAGAAGAAGUCCUCCUUCUCCCUGGCCUCCUUCCUGGAGAGGCUGCCUGGAGACUUCUUCUCCCACCAGGAGGAGGAGGCAGAGGAUGACAGUGACCUCUCUGACUACGGGGACGAGGUGGACGGGAAGAAGGACUCCUUGGCAGAGCCGUGCUUCAUGCUGAUUGGAGAGAUCUUUGAACUCAGGGGCAUGUUCAAAUGGGUGCGGAAGACGCUAAUUGCACUAGUCCAAGUCACGUUUGGACGGACCAUAAAUAAACAGAUCCGCGACACGGUGCACUGGAUCUUCAGCGAGCAGAUGCUGGUGUACUACAUCAACAUUUUCCGGGACACCUUCUGGCCCAACGGGAAGCUGGCGCCCCACAACAAGACGCGGUCGGACUCCGAACGCCGGGAGACCAAGGAGCGUGCCCAGCAGAAGCUUCUGGACAACAUACCCGACGCACUGCAGAACCUGGUCGGCCAGCAGAACGCCCGCUACGGCAUCGUGAAGAUCUUCAAUGCCCUGCAGGAGUCCAGUGCUAACAAGCACCUCCUCUACAUUCUUCUGGAGAUGGCGUUGAGAGAACUUUGUCCAGAGCUGCGUGGGGAGUCGGACCAAGUCUGAUCCCACCCGGUCACACUAAAAACCUGGGACACUUGCAGAAGAAGUCUUCUGUUACCUCACCUAGACGCACAGGAAAAAAAAAAAAAAAAAAACACUCAGUGAAGAAAACGCCACACAGACACACCCACAGCCAAACUGUCCAUGAAGAAACUGUGUGUUAACUGACUGACAGAAACACACCAGAAACACUAUGAAGAAAAUGUAUCCUUUAACUUGCGUUGAUAAACUGGCGGGAGCCCAUGAAGAAAUGGCAUGUUAUCCAAUGUAAACAUAAAAUAGAUACACUAGAGAAGUAUAGGAAUGGGCUGUUAACUGCUACUUUGAGUACAAACCAGACAGGUAAUGGGGGAAAAAAAGAGUCUGACAUAGACACGACCUGCACUAUUCUCUUGUAGGGGAACAGACUUGGAUGCAGAAUCAAUCUAACUGCAGUGUGAUUUGUUCCUAACUUUUGAGUUAGGAAUUAGUGUAGGUAUCCCUAUCUUGAUUUUUACACAGCAUUUUGCAUUUAUAUUAACAACUGCCAAACACAUGAUGUUGUGUUUCUGUUAAAAAAAAAAGUUUAAAAUAAUCCCUGCAAUUUAAGAACACACCACGCUGCAGUUAGAUUGAAUCUGAGCCUGAGCACCCCUUAGCAGAAUUGUCCUUAUUUCUUUUUAUUCCUGAUGCACAACUAUCUGAAUUUACUUGAUGACACGCCAUUCAAAAAACAGCGGGGAAAGCUAAUUAAAUCUUUUUGUCUUUGUUUUAAAUUUCCCUCUGAUUAGUUAAAUAGUGGAGGGAAUCCAGUUUAACUGCCAUUUUCUGUUGCAAGGAGCCGGGCAUUGUUGCGGACCUCCUUAGUAAGGUCUUAUUUAUUUAUGUGAAUAGUUGUGAAUGAACGUUGUACUUAUAUUGAAAAGAAAACAAAAAAAACUUGGAACAUUC